Molecule: messenger RNA, 2088 nt
Organism: Fusarium coffeatum
Lineage: Eukaryota; Fungi; Ascomycota; Sordariomycetes; Hypocreales; Nectriaceae
Exons: 5
Coding region: 1-2088 (695 amino acids)
Biological process (GO): DNA-templated transcription; positive regulation of transcription from RNA polymerase II promoter by galactose
Cellular component (GO): nucleus
Molecular function (GO): RNA polymerase II cis-regulatory region sequence-specific DNA binding; zinc ion binding; DNA-binding transcription factor activity, RNA polymerase II-specific
Source: RefSeq, a predicted model, not a curated record
AUGACACGGACAAAGUCUUCUCCUCCCGCGUCCGGACCCUCGGCUUCUGCGACUGCGACGCGCCGACAGGCUUCCGCAAGACCUGGAAAGGCGAGAUCCCUCGCCUGUCGACAAUGUCGCGAUCGUAAAAUCCGCUGCGACGGCGCUCGCCCUGUUUGCGAUUCGUGUUCCAGACGAGGUCUUUGUGCGGAACAAUGCGUUUACCCCGAGAUUGAGCAUGAAGGGUCUAUCGCUUCGUCGCGCAGCUAUAUCCGCGCCCUCCAGAAACGGGUUCAGGAACUUGAAGAAAAGGAAAGGCAAUUGGAGCUUGUCGCUCAUGGCCGCGAUGCUUUCGCUGCUACUACGCCUGCACAUGACGAAUGGAGGAAACAUUCUACAUCUCCCAGCGUGGCAUCAGAGCGUAUGACACGACCACCGAGACCUUCUGAUCAUGCUCUUCCACCAAUUCAUGCCGAUUCUGGCUAUCCUCUACCCAGUUUUCCUAUCAGAGCUGGCUCGCUGCCUAUGGUUCAUGAACCAGCAAGCUACUACUCCCGCCCGCACCAUCCCAUGGGUGCUAGCCCGCCUUUGACCGACGAUCUUGAAGAUGCCGCUCCUGUCAAGCCUUCGUCUUUCGGCUCUUACUCUUCCAACGUCAAGGCUGCUUUGAUGCUCCAGAAGAUUACCCUUCCUCCAACAGACCUGAUGGACGAGCUUCUAGCCGAGUACUUCGCCAUUGACUGGAUCACGAUGCCUAUUGUCCACCGUCCAUCUUUCUACCAACGCUACCAUCGCCUUAUCGCUGUAGCAAACUCCCGUUAUCGUCGCGAUAUCCCUCUCGAAGAAGCAACCGAACUCGCCGCAACUUACUCCCUUUUACUCGGAAUGCUGGCAAUCGGUCAGCUAGCCAAAUCUGCGACCGCCGAAUCGAACGAGUCUCAUCUAACCCACGCCUACGAAUUCCACCAGCAAGCCAAGACGCUGCUUCUGGUCGACCUUUUAUCCGUAGCUUCUCUUCCUGUAGUGCAGGCAUUGGUUGUUCACACUCGGUUCUUACGACGGGCGGGUGCAGCUCAGGAUAGUUGGAUGAUGACAGGAAUGGCUUAUCGACUUGCAGAGGGUCUUAUGCUUCAUGUUGAUCUACCAGGAAAGGCGCAGGCGGAAAUUGAGGAGCGAAGAAGGACAUGGUGUGCUUGUGCUCUACUUGUUAGAAUGCAAAACUCUUCCGAAAGCCAAAACCCAACAUUUGGCACUUUGCCCCAGGAAAUUGACGACGAAUAUCUUGAGGUUUAUGCCAAUAACAUUAACAGGACACAGCCUUGCGAUACCCCUUCAAAGUUAUCCUUCUUCAACCAAACACUGCAACUAGCGGACAACGUUCUGCAGCCUAUUCACGAUGCCUACUUCAGCUCAACCUGCAACACCAAAGACGCUAUCCCAGACAUUCUAUCUACUGCACUCAAGCUCGAUUGUGAGUUAGAGGAAUGGCAUGCUGCUUUGCCUGAACAUCUUCAUGUGACGUUUCCUUGCACCCAGCCCGAAGCAGUCUUUCGCCGCCAAGCUACUCUACUGCGCAUGAGAUACCUUGAGGCCAAGGCAUUGAUCCCUCGGGCAGCUAUCAUGAAGCUCAUCAGCAGUAAUACAACUCAGCCAGCUUCCCUGAUCGCAAAGUCCAUGCUUGCAGGAUUAUUCGAGUCUUGUUACGCUGCAAGUGUCGAACUGGAGGAUAUCAUGGCGCGCGAAAAGAGACUGGUCACUUUCGACGGACCCCCCGAGAGCCACUCUGCCAUCGCUCUAGGCAUAAUUGGCAUGACUCUCACCAUCCUGGUUCAACACCCUCUCUUCAGAGAAACUAUCACCAACCCCGUCCUCAUAACCGACGAAGCAAGACGCUGUCUCGCCACAGCAAAGCAGUACACAAACACAAACAACCCACUAUCUGAGCGCUUCGUGCAUGCCCUCGAGUCAGCCUUGCAGCCUUCGUCCCUACGCGACGCGUUGGACCAGACCCCUGCGGAGAUGGCCUUGCUUGAGGCCUGGUAUAUGAAGAGGCAGGACCUCGUUUCUGCGUGCGGUAUGCCUGUUACGGAAAUCGUUUCUUUGUGGUGA